CUCAAUAGGCGGCGCUUUUACUUGACAGCGAAUCGUCACUACAGAAGCUUUUGGCGCUAAUGGUAUAAUGUCCUAAAAGGACAGUGAAAAGAAUACAGAUGUAGUGACAAAAAAAUCAUCCUUUUAAUCAAAUUUCUACAAGUGACGAGUGUUUUGAAAUCCUACAAUGAACAUUUGACGUGAGACAAUAGAACGAGGAAACUGUGCAGAGUCGACGCAAACGGACGGAAAGAUGAGUCGACGAGAGAGCGAUGGAGCAAGCCCCAUGGGCUCCCUGACCUCCAUGUCGGCAAGCCCGAGCCCCAGGGACAGUCCUGGCCCGAUGUCCCCGGGCGGGUUUGCUGGCGGGAAGAAGGGAGGUGGUGGAGGGAUACAGAUGCAGAUCCAACAGCUACAAAAUGAGCAGGAGAGGGUUCAGAAGAAGACUUUCACCAACUGGAUGAACUCAUACCUGAGACAGCGGACACCUCCAAUGAAGGUGGAAAACCUAUUUGAAGACAUCAAGGAUGGUGUGGUCCUGCUGUCACUGCUGGAGGUCCUCUCCGGUGAUAAACUGCCCAUGGAGAGGGGAAAGCUGAAGAGGGUUCACUAUGUUAGCAAUUUAUCGACAGCCCUGAAAUUUCUUGAAAGUAAAAAGAUUAAGCUAGUGAACAUCAAUGUGUCAGACAUUGCAGACGGCAAGGCCUCCAUUGUGCUCGGCCUCAUCUGGACCAUCAUCCUCUACUUCCAGAUUGAGGAAGUGAUGGUUCCCCAGCAGGGAGACUCAACGGAAGCACGCCCCCUGUCCGCCCUUGACAAAUUCCGCAUGAAUGCCAAGAAGGCCCUCUUGGCAUGGACAGAAAACGCUAUCACAAAACGAUAUGGUAUAACAGUCAAGGACUUUGGCAAGAGUUGGAGGGACGGACUUGCGUUUAACGCUAUAGUUCACACGAUACGUCCUGACCUGGUCGACAUGGACCAAGUUAAGAAACAGAGUGCUCGUGUGAACCUGGAGAGUGCUUUCUCCACCGCCGAACAGCACCUUGGUAUUGCCCGGCUGCUUGACCCUGAAGAUGUUGAUGUGGCAAAGCCAGAUGAGAAAUCUGUGAUGACGUACGUUGCUCAAUUCUUAAAGGCCUACCCUGAGGCUGGAGAGGACCCUUCUUUACGAAAGAAGAUGAAGACUCCAGCUGAGCAGGAAAUGGCCGACUACCAGGAACUGUUGAACUGGUGUAAAACUGAAGCCGAAGAGGUUCUACAGAUAGUGGAACAACCUGUCACUGACCUACAUCAGGAAUACAUGGAUUAUUUAGCGUUUAAAACAGAAGUGGACCGCAGAGGGAAUAUAUAUAACAAACUAGAAGAAAAAAUAAAGACAGGCAAAGCUGUGAAAAUUACCCCAGAAAUAUUCAAAAACCUUGAAGAAGUUUGGAAGAAAGUUGUCCGCCAGACACGCCUCUGGUUGUGGAAACUUGAUGCAAGUUUGCCGGGGAAACUUGGGAAGUUUGGUGAUUGGUUGAACCAAGCAGAGGAGAUUCUGGAGCAGGAAGAGGAACUUUUGGAAAUUCCCGAGGAAAUGGCUGCUCAACUAGGAAAUAUAUUACAGGAACAUAAGAAAUUCUUCAAGGACCUGGAGCCGCAAAAGACGUUUUUCAUGCAGGUGAAGAGGGCAGGUCGCUACGAGGGUGUAUCUAUCCCCGCCCCACAGAUGGACAACCUGUACCAGCGAAUCCAGACUGUUGCCACGAUGGCACCACACCGGGAACGACGUCUCGAGUAUGAGGAGAUGAAGUACCAGCUGCUCGCGUACCUAGUUGCCUCAGAGAACAAGCUAAAGAUAUGGACAGUGAAAUACGGCCACCAGGAAUCCGUGGAGAAUCUACUAGAAGACUACAGGGACUUUGUACAAAAUGGAAACCUAUUCAAGAACUAUGACAAAACUUAUGAGACAUGCAGACGUAAUGCCGAUGCAUACAGAAAAGCCAAGAUUGACAAAGCUGAAGUAGAGAAGAUGAACACUUACUUUGAUGAAGUCAAUGGAAGGUGGAAGAAGGUCUCCGUGGAGAUAAAGAGUGUUCAGUCAAUGCUGGAAGAAGUUAUUGAGUGUUGGCGGAGGUACAACGCCUGCAUGGAUGUGCUCACUGUGUGGCUGAAUGAUGGCGAGAGAAUAAUGUCAAGGUCACCAGAAGAGAAACAGCAAUUUUUUGCUGACCUGGCCCAGUUUGAAGAGAAACACAAGAUCCUGAAUGAGUCUGGCAACUUCCUCAUAGAGACCACCGAGGAACCUGUUGCCUCGGAGAUCAAACAGAAUCUCCUCAUGAUCAACAGAAGGUUCAAGGACCUGGUUGAUCAGUUCCAGCACUUCAAGCAGGUAGAGGUCGUGGGUAAGGCCCGCAAAGAGUACAAUGAAGGGCUCCUUCGUAUAACCCAAUGGCUCAAAGAUGCGGAGGACCUCAUCACCCGAGAGGUCCCUGCCAAUCAUAACGCCCUCAGAGAUUACCUCAAUGAGAUUGAAACAUUUGGUGCUCAAAUCCCUUCCAUUGAGAAUGACUUCAAGAUCACGACAAAGACAGCCCAAUCUCUUGUCAAAGAGAGCUCACAGGAUGUUGUCACGGAGAUGCUUCAGUCACUCAACAUCCAGAAGGAGGUGCUUGUAAAACUACGGAAAGAAAUCCCUGAGAAAUCCAAGCAGUUGAAGGCAAUGUUGCCAAACGUUGAAUCGCUGGAGACAGGGUUGAUAGACCUGAACAAAUGGCUGGAGAAAGGCGAGGUCUUGCUGGCGUCACACAAGCUGGACGGCUCACAGGAGGAGACAGAACAGAGACUCGAGAAACACAAGGCGUUUUUCUCUGAAAUCACAUACCAGAAAUCCAUUGUUGAAAGUAAGAACAAAGUGUACCAGAAAGUCAACACAUCGAAACCAAAACUGAAGAACGUGGACUUCUCGGUGAUAGACAUUCCAGUUGAAGAAAUGAAUCGGAAGUUCCAGAGCUGCGUAUCAAAAGCAAAAGACUGGGAGAAGAAGCUUGAUAAUCUCUCUCGAUUAUGGCGUAUACUGAAUCAGAAGCAGCACACGGUCGAAGCAUGGCUCGAUCAGGCUCAGACUGCGUUAGAAGACACUGAAGAUGACUAUGAAAGCCUCAUACGUAAACACAAGCAGUUCUUUGUCCGUGUAGAUGAUCGCAUGCUUAAGGAAUACCUUACUGCAUGCAAGGAUGUCCUAGUAGUCCUAGAAGAGGAGGAUCGUCCAGCACUGACAGAAUCUAUGGAGAAUAUCCAGCAGCGUUGGGAGCAAAUCCAGGCUAUAGCGCCAAUCAAAUUGGUGAAGCUGGAGUUUGCCGUGCAAGAGGAGAAAUUCCUUGGGCUUGUGGAAAACGCAGAGAAAACUAUCAACCAGCAACAACAGAAGCUGGCGAGGCGGGAAAAUGUCAAGGAAACGCUUCAGAAACACAAGCAAAUGUUCCACCAAGGAGACUUUCAAAAGACGUGCAUCAAGUGCCUAGACACCAUGGACAGUCAGUCGAAGGACUUGUUACGACAUGAUGCUCGAGAUGACACACUACGUGACCAGUAUGACAAACAUCGUGAACGCUGGAACCGGCUUAAGGAAGCCAUUGAUGGCACUCUGCUCUCUCUUAAGCAGCUUCCUGAGAGAUGGAAGGAAUAUAAUGCCAAGCUGGGAGAGUUUGGAGCAUUCCUGGAGGGUCUGGAAGAUCUUCAAAAGCAGCUACAGAGAGAAGACUUGUCAAGUGAGGAGUACAAGGACUUACAGGCUCAGUUCCAGAGAGCCUUGAAGAACAUGAACAAGUUUGGAGAACAAUCAAAAUGGCUGAAGGAAAAUCUGGAAGAACUCCUGGUUGACUCUGAUGCCACAGACGCGAAGAAUGAGCGCAAGCGUCUUGAUGACAUGAUGAAACGCUUCAACCACCUAAUGCCUACCAUGGAUAAAACGUCGGAUAAGUCAGCGCUGUUCUCAAAGGCGUACGACUUCCGUGACAACCUGAACAAGCGGUCAAGCUGGCUGGACGAUGCUUUGAAACAAGCAGGUGACCAGCCUUUCAUUGAUGGACUGGAGGAUGCAAGAACAUGUCUUCAUGAACAUGAGAGCUUGAUGACGCGACUUGACACAGAAAGAUCAUCCAUAUUGGCCGAUAUUGAGGCCGGCAGACGUCUCCAGAAGGAGCGCAAUGCCCCAACAUUUAUUGCUCAAAAUAUACAUGAACUGGAGAACAAACUUAGAGAUACAGAGCAGCUAGCCAGAUCUAAGCACUCCAAACUCAAGCAAACGGUGUCUGACUGGGAGAAAUAUGAAAAUGAGAAGAGUGAGAUGGUGGCCUUCAUGAAGAAAGCCGAGGCGGAGCUGGAAAAACCGCCAUCAACAACCGGGCAGGAGCUGGCCAAGAAAGACUUCUCUUCUAAAAAGGAGUUGCAGCAGACCCUUAACAAACUGAAAGGCAGUCUGGCUGAGGUCCAAAAGCUAAAUGCUAUCCUGUGUGAGGGGGCUAGCCGAGAGAGGCGGGGUCCACUUAAGGGCGAGAUGACCGACAUUGACAAACGACUUGACAACGUAUCCGUUCGUCUGAAUGCCAAACUUGCUGACCUUGAGGCGACCAUCGCCAAGUGGACAGAGUAUUACAAGAGGCUAAACCACUUCUGUGACUGGUUGAAUGAGAAAGAGGAGAAAUUGAAUGACGUUCAUGAUAACAAGACGAGCACACCCGAGGAGAAACUUGAACAUGCAAAGGCUAUUUCUACAGAAGUAUAUGAAAACCAUAUCACAUUAGAAAAUCUGGAGAAGGAUGCCAAAGGACUUUCCCAGAAUUUCCGAUCUCGUGAAACAGCUGCCCUUAAAUCCAAAUUGGCAACCAUAAGACGCCAAUGGGAGGCCCUGUGUGCCCGAGCGAAGGACCACAGCUCAUCUCUGACAUCUAACGUGGCCCACUGGCAGAUGUACCAAAACCUGGCCCAGGACCUGAUGCCGUGGAUCAUGAAGGCAGAGAAAUACUGCGCCACAGAACUGCCCAAAUGUUCCAGUCUUGAGGAGGCGAAGGAGCUGUACGAUCUCCAUCAGGGAUUCCUGAGAGAGUGUGAGGAGAACAUUCCCAUAUUUGAGAAGAUGACGACAGAAGCUGGCUACAUUCUGGACCAGCCUAACAUGCAGCGUGAGCUAGAAUCUCUCCAGAGACGCUGGGGUGACGUUAUCUCAGCGUCUGAGGAGCGCAGCGUGCGGGUUGACAAGAUGCAGGGUGCCUGGGUCGCAUACAACCAGGAAGCAAACAACAUUGAGGAGAUCCUCGAGAAAUUUGAGCACCGCCUUGCCCAGGAGCCAAAUGUUAACUCAACUGACCCUCAGGUUCUAGAUCAUGAACUGGCCCUAUGCAAGACUCUCCAAGAAGAGAUCCGAAGUCAGCAGCCCCACUUAAAUGCCCUGCACCGGCAGUUUGAGCAGGUCCGACAACAUGCCACACCAGAAGGCGUGUCUGAUCUCAAGGCCAGACAGGACAAUGUCAAGGCUAAGUUUGACAAAGUCUCCGCUGAUGCUUCAGAGAGGCAGAACACACUUCAAGGUGCUCUCAGACAUAGGCAGAACUUCUAUGGUAGGCUUGGGGAGUUUGAGAAAUGGAUAAAAAAGGCACAGAGGAAGUUGGACACUGGGAGUGAGAUUUACUCGGAUGAGGUCGGUGAAACCAUGGCUAAACUUAAGGCUCUGAAGAAAGAAUGUGAUGAAAAUGAGCCUGCCUUUGAUCAGCUGUGUGCUGAGUUUAAGGAACUUGUGGCUCAUUGUAAUGAAGACGAGGCAGCUAUACUUAGGGACAGAUUUGACCGAGUUAUGGGUGGAUACACUAAAAUAGACGAUUUGUUGAAAAAUCGUGAUGAUUUGUGCCAAAAGUGGGACCAAUACCAAGGUUCUCACAAAGAUGCUCAAGCUAGACUUAAGACAUUAGGAGCUAAACUAGCCAACCCCAAUAUAAAGGAAGAAGAAGUUGCCAAAAUUAAUGCUGAGGUCCAAGGUAUCAGAAAAGAAAUGGGGAAGUGGGCAGAUCAGGCAGAAGAUCUUGAUGAACUAAUGGCAACCUCACAACUGACAAUCAAAGACCGCGCCACUCAAAGGACGUUACACUUUGGCUCAGAACUACAAGCCCUGGACUCCAUGUGUGAUUCAGUGUUGUUCAACUCCAAGCAGAAGCAGGAGCAUUUAGGAGAGCUAGCCCAGCUGUGGGAGGAGUUUGAAGCAAAGAGGGCAGACCUGGUGUCAAAACUGGGCGAUGUUGGGGAGAAGGUUGGAACAGCCUCUGCUGAACAGUCCAGUCUCCAGGGAGUCAAGGACCUGGUUAGGGAGAUUGAGGAUGCCAGGGAUGAUGUAUUUGCAUGUAAUCCCGAGUAUGAACAGUUGCGAGAGCUGGGAAGACAAAUCAUGCAGGCAGACCCCAGCAAGAGUUCCGCCAUUCAGAGUGGCCUCACCAAGGUGAACGAGUCCUGGGACGGGGUUCAGGCCCUUAUUGGGGACAAGCUCAACUACUACAGUGGUGUGGCCAACGCCUGGCAGCAGUAUAAUGAUCUAAAACAGGGCGUGGUGCGGACCCUUGAUGAUGUGACACCUCUCGUUGAAUCAGACAUUGUGUUUGCCACUCAGCCCGAAGUGAAGAAAGCCCUUGAUCAGCAUAAGAAUGCUGAGUUUGAGCUGCAUGCUAACCAGUCCCAACUUGACCAGAUGAACAACCGAGGGCUUCAACUGCUAGAGGACCUCAAACAUGUGCCAAACUUUGACCUUUCAGUCCUUGAAACUGACCUUGACAGUGUAAACCACCGCUGGGAGACAUCCAAUGCAGCCAUUGACGAGCACAAACAGAACCUUGAGGCCCAGCUCGUGUGCUGGGACCAGGUGCAGUCUGGGAAGGAGGAGUUGGAAUCCUGGGUUGGUGCCAUGGUUACCAAGCUCGAUGACAGUUUGAAAAACUUUGAUGAUGCUGUCACUGUUGAAUCCUGUCUCAUGAAAUUUAAGGAGGAGGCUCCUUACUUCCAAGAAGUACUUAAUGAUAUGAGCCAGAAAAUAAAUGAUCUCAAAGAAAUGAACCGUGAUGAAGACAUUCCACAGCUUGUUGCCGAGCAGCAGGCCAUACAAAAACAGUUUGACAAGGCCACAUCAUUGGCCAAUCAGCUUGAAGGAGUAAUGGCUAACUUCACUGAUGAGAGAUCUACCCUUCAAAAGGAGAUUGAGGCUGAAUCUGAGUGGCUAAACAAAAUGAAAGACAAAUUGGCGAAAUGUGAUGAUGUUUCUGGAACUGAUGAUGACAUUAUUAGAAGACUGAAAAACUGCAGAGAGCUUGAAGAAGAAAUGGCUAAACACAAGAAAAACAUAGCAGCUCUUGCAGAUAAAGCAGCAGCCAUGCAAGCCAAGUUUCCUUCUGCUGAAACAUCUAACCUUGCUAAGGAUGCAGCUGUGCUAAGUAAAAAGUUUGACUCUGUGUUGAAUCGGGGAGACAAGAUUGAGGAUUUGUUGGAGACCACGCUGGAACAGCACUGCCAGGACGCUGUACAACAGCAGCAGCGCUGGCUCAAUGCCGCCAUCGAGAAGAUCAAUUGGUGUGGGGAUAUUGCUGGCGAUAGAUAUAGUGUCGAGGCAAAACUGGCUACCAUUAAGGACCUGAUCAACAGUUCUGCUGAGGGUGAGCAAAAGAAGAACAUUGCAGCUGAGAAACUGGAGGCCCUGAAAGGCGUCUUGCCCAAGGGCAGAGCCUCAGAGCUGGAGAAACAGAAACGUCAGGCCGAACAAGACUGGCAGCAGAUGUGUAACGCCAUGCAGGACACACAAGUGAAGCUAGAGUCCUCCAUUGACCAAUGGACGGCCUAUGACAGGGAGUAUGAGACAUUAUCACAGUGGCUCAAGGACACAGAAUCACGAGUACGCAAUGAGGCAACCCUCAAACCUGACCUGCCCAGCAAAGUCAAACAGCUGGAACACUUCAAGGCCCUGGCUGAUGAUGUAAUAUCCCACCAGCCAGACUUUGAGACGGUAAAGGCUUCAGCCCAGGAUAUCAGUCGGUCCACUGGAGAUGGACGUACAGCAUCGUACGCUCAACAGCUGGUCUCCAGAUAUCAGACUCUUGCUGGAUCUGUAGAGGAGCAAGUGGAUAAAUGUGAGCAGAACAUAGUCGACCAUGAGAAUUACGUGCAGCGUUACCGGGACUGCCUGGAGUGGAUCGAGGCCCAGACUCAGGAUCUAGAAGACUGCUCGGAUAUGCCAAGUGAUAACGAGACACUUGACGCUAAGCUAACCACCAUGAGUACUUUAACAUCAACCACAGACUCAGGACUUGGCACAUUCAACUCCGCACUGGAGUCUGGAGAGCGACUUUACCCAAACACGUCUAACGAGGGUCGUGAGAGUAUCCGCAAAGAUCUCCGCACCCUGCGUGACAAGUGGGAAAACUACAAUGACAACCUUAAUGAAACUCAGAGGAAACUUAAUGCAUCACGCAUGCAGUGGUCUUCGUUUGAUGAGAACUUUGAGCAGCUGGAGAAAUGGGUGGCUGAAUCUGCCAAGCAGCUGAAGAACGAGGAAGCGGAACCAAAGAAUACUCUGCAGGAGAAGAAGGCUGCACUGCAGCACUACAGGACGAGAUGUCAGGAUAUCCUAGCCCACCAGACGAUAGUGGACAGUAUCAGUGACAAGGGCAGUGCCCUCGCCUCCACCAAGGCUAAGGCCAAACUCAACCAGCUCAACGACAAGUAUGGUGCCCUCCGACAGGCUGCAAAGGCUCAGGUGAAGAAGGCUGAAAGUGAGGUGGAUGAGCACCAGCGUCUCCAGGACGCUCACCAGCAAUGCCGGGACUGGAUGGCUGCCACCCGCGACAAGCUCGCCGUCUGUGCCGAGGCCAGUGGAGACAGGCAGGCUCUCCAGAACAGGCUAGAUAAAGUACAGGACCUUGUAAAAUCCAUGAGAGAGGGAGAGAGCAAGAUCAAGGCAGCCCACGUUCAGGGUGAGAAGACCAUACCCCAGACAGGGCCUCAAGGCCAGGUAGCGAUUCGGAGGGAUCUUGAGGGCCUCACUGAGGACUGGGAGGCCCUGGCAACACGCCUGGAUGACACCCAGGAGAACCUGGUACAUGCCUUGCAGGCACUCACGGCAUAUGAUGGGUCAUGUGACCAGCUGAAUAAGUGGCUACGAGAAUGUGAGGCGGCUGUGAAGGAUGUUGAACUUAAGCGAACCCUCGGUGACAAGCAGGGUCAGGUGGAGAAAUUGCGCAAGAUGCAGCAGGAAGUUAACACGAGACAGCGACACUUUGAUGAGCUGCAUGAUAUGGUCUCCCACAUGCAGGGGGCAGACACGAGACUGGUGAACUACAGCGCCCAGCUCAACACUAGAUAUGAGACACUGAAAACAAACCUAAGAGAUGCAAUCAACAGAUGGGAGGACUACGUCAGGGAGCACCAGAAUUAUGCCACCGGCUAUUCAGAAUGCUCAGAAUGGGUUGAGACACUUCUCCGUCGGCAGCAGGUUUGUGCUGACAUGGCUGGGGACCGUGCUGACGUGGAGGAUAGACUCACCAAGUUACAGGAACUUAAUGCAGAGAAGGAGCAGGGGGCAGCUCGUAUACACAACACAACUGAGAUUGGUGAGCGUCUCUACCCGAGCACUGCUGCAGAGGGAAGGGAGGUCAUCAGGCAGGAACUCAGGACACUGCGAGAGCAGUGGGAACAGGUAUGUGACCAGUUGUCAGAGACACAGCGUCGCCUCGAGUCGUGUGGUAUCCAGUGGAAGUCGUACGACGAGAGUUACGAGAACCUCCAGAAAUGGCUGCUCGAUACGGAGGUACAGCUGAAGGAGGAUACGGACAUGAAGGCAACUCUACCAGACAAGAAGGCUCAGCUACAGAACCAUAGGACAUUACAUCAAGACAUUAUGUCCCGACAACACGUCCUGGACAACCUGACAGAACGAGCAACCACACUAUCCCAGCAUUCUCAGAUUUCCAAGGUGAACAAGUUUGUGGACGAGGCCGUCACAAAGUACACAAAACUAUGUGGCCAGUCCAAGACAAUGUUGGAGAAGUUUGAAAUAGCAGUUAAAGAUCACCAGCAGUACCAGGAUGCUUACCAGGACUGUCAUGAUUGGCUGAACUCAGCACGAGACAAGGUGGAAGCCUGCGCAGACACAUCUGGUGAUAGGGUCUCCAUACAGAACAAGCUGGACAGGCUCAAGGAGUUUGCGAGCCAUGUUGGAGAUGGGGAGAAGAAGUUGCAUCUGACACAGGAGCAAUGCCAGAAGACGUCCCAGAACACAUCCUUGCCGGGAAGUGAGGUGCUACGUCGCGAGAUGGACCACCUACAGUCUGAAUGGCAGGACUACACUGCCAGAAUACACCAGGCUGAAGAGGACUUGGACCAUGCAAUGCUACAGUGGGGUGACUUUGAGACAAAGUUUGAUCACUGCUCCCACUGGCUCAAGAACAUGGAACAGCAGGUGAAAAACUACGAGCUCAAGUCCACACUGCCAGAGAAGAAGACUCAAGUAGAUAAAUUCAAGAAACAACGUGAGGAGAUCCUCACCCACCAGCCUGACUUUGACCGAUUCACGGAUGACGCCCAGAACCUGAUGCACACGAGUGCAGAUGUCCGUCUGUCCACCCAGGUCUCACAGCUGACCAAUCGCUAUCGAGGUCUGCUCACACUGAUUAAGGACCUGAUUGGAAAGUGGGACAAAUAUGUUCAGGAGCACCAGACAUUUGAUAACCGUUAUGGGGAGUUUAAGAGCUGGCUUGUUCAGGCGGAAGAAAAGCUAGAAUCGUGUCAGCAGCCUGCUGCGGACCAGGAUACAAUGGAAGAGAAGAAAGCUCUUAUACAGAUGAUGUUGGCAGAAAAAGAACAUGGCCUACAGAGACUAAACUCCUCGAUUGAAGCUGGAGAGAAGCUAUAUCCUGACACAGCUGCCGCCGGCAGAGAGACCAUAAGACAGAGUUUGCGACGAGCAAAGGAGGACUGGGAACGUCUUUUCAGCUCACUGAAUGACACCCAGCGUCGUGUAGACAACUUCCUUUUACAGUGGUCCUCCUACGCGGAGGGACAGGAUCAGCUACUGAGGUGGCUUGGUGACACUGAGGCGACACUGAGGGGAGACGUGGAGAUGAAGAGUACACUGCAAGAAAAGAGGAUGCAGCUUCAGAACCAGAGGUCGUUGCUUCAGGACAUUGGUUCCCACCAGCGUAUAGUUGACUCUGUGGUUGAGAAAGCCCAGGGCGUGCUGCAGAACACGUCCAACCCAGAGGUGGCCGACUUCAUCAAGGACAUCUCCUCCAGAUAUGAGAAUCUGGCACAACAGGCCAAGCACCAGAUAGGUCAGUCAGAGAUGAGCGUGCGUGACCACCAGGACCACCAUGACGCGGUACAGGCUGCGGUAGACUGGCUUACACUGAUGAAGGAUAGACUGUCCACCUGCUCAGACACUUCUGGGGACAGACACACAUUACAGAACAAGCUUGACAGGGUCAAGGAGUUGAUGAGCUCACUCCCCGAGGGUGAGGCGAAGGUUCGAAUGUGUGAGGAGUGUUCCGAGCGUGCCAUGGCGACCACAGGGAUCAAAGGUCGUCAGAUGAUCCAACAGGAGCUUGAUGUUCUCCGUCUCGACUGGGAGGACUACAGUGUGAAACUCGGGUCUCUCCAGGAUUCCCUGGACAAGGCUGUCCAUCACUGGGGUCAAUAUGAUGACCAGUAUGGCAUCAUCUCACAGUGGGUCAAGGACAUGGAACGAAGGGUCAAGGACUUCCCACUCAAAUCUACGCUUGAAGAGAAACAGGAGCAACUCAAAAGAUACCAGGGAAUGGAACGUGACAUACACGACUGGAACGAUGUUAUUGUUGUGUUUGCUCAAGUUGAAAAUGAGCUGAUGCAGGAGAUUCGUGCCCGCCAGCGCGAGGUGGACCAAUUCUCAGACGAGUCUCAGACACUCACACAACUGACUGGGGAAACGAGGGUUACAUCCUCUAUCUCCCAACUUACAGCACGCUAUCAGGCUGUACAACACGCUGUUAAGGACAUACUCAAGAAGUGUGAGGCGAAUGUAGCCGACCACAAACUCUACAAGGAAAAGUCACGUGACCUAGGGACAUGGCUGUCCAAGGCGAAGGACCGCUUUGCAGACAAUGCAGACACGUCAGGGACCAGACAGGAAAUAGAGGAGAGGCUUGAGAGAAUACAGGAGUUGAUUGCCGAAAGAGAUUCAGGAUUUGUCAAACUGAACCAAGCUAUAGAGGCUGGUGAGAAGCUCUACCCUAACACUGCCACGGACGGACGAGAGAAGGUGCGACAGGAGCUCAGACAGCACAAGCUCAACUGGGAAAGUCUGUUUGACGACCUUUCCUCUGCUCAACGUAAGCUAGAGGUGGUCCUCGUGGAGUAUACCACAUUCGACGACAGUUACGGCCAGGUGGAGCAGUGGCUACGCGAUGCAGAAAUGCAGCUGGAGGGAAGUAUACCACUCCGGUCCACGCUGGAGGAGAAGAAAUCCCAGCUUCAGAACUUCAAGGUGCUACACCAGGAUGUGCUUUCCUACCAGAGGGUCAUAGACUCUGUUGAUGAUAAGGCUCGCACCCUUGUGCAGAGCUCCAGCGACCCACAGCUCUCAAGUUUUGUUUCCCAGACUGGGGCAAGAUACUCCAAACUCUGCAGCUUGGCUAAGGAGCGAGUGCAGCAGUAUGAGAGCUUUGUUGCUGACCAUCAGCAGUACAAUGAUGCUUACAACCAAUGUAUUGAGUGGCUUAACAGUAUACGAGAAAAACUCUCCCUUUGUGCCGAUAUAGCCGGGGACAGGCACACUAUACAGAACAGACUGGACAAAAUACAGUCAAUUGAUAGGGAGAUACUGAAAAAAGAUAUCCUAGCAACCAAGAUGGAGGGUGAGCCAAAGGUGAAGAACAUUGUCGCCCUCGCCGAGAAAGUGCUUCCAAAUACUGCUCCACAGGGCAAGGACUGCAUCGUCCGCGAGACCGAGGCUCUCCGUGCCGACUGGGAGGCAUUUGUUACAGCUCUGCAGAAGACCAAGAAGGACCUAGAGAGUUGUAUGGACCAGUGGAAGGAGUUUGACUCAUGGUACGAACGCUGCUCCUCCUGGCUGAAGGAUGUUGAGCUCAAGGUCAAGGACACUGAGCUCAAGGCCACGCUCAAGGACAAACAGAACCAGCUAGACAGACUCCGUAAGCUGCAGGAAGAGCUUAACUCUCGUCAGGGGGAUAUUGACUCAUUGAGUGACUCAGCUCAAGACCUGGUCAGGAUCAGCACAGACACACGCGUGAUCAGUCAGUCAUCACAGCUCGCUACCAAGUACCAGACACUUAAAGUCAAUGUCAAGGAGUUAUGUCGGCGGUGGGAGCAGUAUGUACUGGACCACCAGGCUUACACAGGAUCGUUUGACCAGUGUAAAUCCUGGGUCGUAGCAAUGAGGAAGAAACUCGCCUCCCAGAGUGAUGUCAAGGGAGAUAAACGCUCUGUGCAGGAACGCAUUGAAAAACUCCAGGACCUGAUGGCAGACAAGGAAGAAGGCAUGCACAUGCUACAGAUAGCCCUCGACAACAUGCAGAUUGUCCUUCCAAACACAAAUGUGGCAGGAAGGGACAACAUGCGUCGCGAGAUGCAGACACUGCAGGCCGAGUAUGACGCCCUGUCAGCUGACCUGACAGAAACUCGUAGCAAGCUUGAUGGAACUUUGGAUCAGUGGACCGUGUAUGAUGCGAGUGUGGAACAGCUGCGGAGAUGGCUGAACGACCUUGAGAACCAGAUACACACAGAAACACAGCUACAGAACACUCUUCAGGAGAAGAAACUGCAGCUGGAAAGGGUUAAGGUGUUACAACUAAACAUCAACUCCCAACAGUCGACCAUAGAUAACCUGAAUGAGAAGGCCCAGAGUCUGCAACAAUCCAGCGCUACCGAGGCCAACCUUAACGGCCAGAUACGACAGAUCGUUGAGAAAUACAACAGAAUAGUUGAUAGUGCAAAGGAGCUACAGCAGGGUUGUGAGCGUUACCUUAAGAACCACCAGCAUUAUCGAGACUCAUACAUGGAUACCUCAGAGUGGCUCUCUACCACUGUAGACAAGAUGAAUGCCUGUAGCGACGUGCGUGGGGACAGGACUUCCAUCGAAGCACAGCUACAGAAACUAGUGGAUAUCCAAGGCACCCUGGAGACAGGUCGCCAAAAGCUUGAUGACACUCUGGCUCGUGGAGACGCUGUGUUGCCAGAGACAUCCAAUCAGGGACAAGAAUUGAUUCGCGAGGAGCUUAACAUGCUGACUAAUGAUUUUGAGCAGUUUGACACUGACAUCAAUGAACUACAAAAUAACCUAGAGAAGUUACGGGAUGAGUGGUACCAGUAUGAGGAGGAGUAUGAUCGUCUGACAAACUGGAUCAAGGACACAGAAGCGGAGAUGAAGUCUGAUGCGGAACUUAAGUCCACCCUGGAGGAGAAAAACAUGCAGCUUGAGAGACAGGAGAGCCUAUACGAGGAGGUGACCGGAAAGCAGACAGAGUUUGAUGGGCUCACUGAGCAUGCCCAGAUCCUCCUCCAAUCAACAACAGACAACCGUGUGACAUCACAGCUCACACAGAUGAGCUCCAGAUACACCUCACUCAUGUCCAUGUCCAAGGAGUUUCUGAAGCGUUUCCACCAGCAUGUGGAAGACCACCAGCAGUACGCAGAGACGUUCACAGAGGCCGUCACCUGGCUGCAGGGGGCGCGAGACAAGCUCUCAGUGUGCGCUGACACCUCCGGGGACAAGUACACCAUACAGUCACAGCUUGAAAAACUACAGGAGUUCUCGGUGAUGAAGGAGGAAGGUCAACUGUUGAUCCACACGGCCCAGUCCUGGGGGGAGAAGACCAUGACUAACACCUCCGUGGACGGCCGGGAGAUGAUCAGACAGGAGUUACAGCAACUUCAGCAGGAGUGGGACGUCAUGAUAGGUGAAGUAACAGACACUAAAGUGAUGCUGGAGUCGUGUUUGCUGCAAUGGACAGACUUCAAUGAUAGUUACGAGCAGAUCCAGCGCCGUCUCCGCGAGAUGGAGAAACGACUCAGGGGGUCCGACCCCAAGGUUGACCUCAGUGAGAAGAAGGCGGAACUACAGAGAAUUAAGGGCAUCUACCAGGAUGUGGUGUCAUUUGAGCAGAUGGUGGAGUCAGCGGGAAUGAAGGCGCAGGACCUCAUGCAGAAAUCCCCCGCCAGCAAGGCAUCCACAGAUACCUCACAGAUCAUCAACAAAUACCACACCAUCAAAGACCUUGCCAUGGAUAUGUUGGCAAAGGCGGAGAUGAACGUAGCCCAGCACACAGCAUACCAUGACGCGUGUAACAACUUUGUCUCCUGGUUACGAGUUCACAGGGAGAAACUAGCCACCUGCUCAGACACGUUCGGAGAGAAAUCUGCCAUCCAGGGCAAGAUUGAACGCGCUAGGGCUUUGGUUGAUGGCCUGAAUGAAGGUGUGCAGCGAUUGGACGAGGCAACCAAAUCAGGGGAGAGCACCCUGCCUAACACGUCCCCAACAGGACAGACAAAGAUCCGACAGGAAAUCAAGGCCAUGAACAAGGACUUUGAAGAAUUCAGGACGGAACUGAUGUCCGCUCAGGAGGACCUUGAUGAAUGCCUUACGAGGUGGACUGAAUUUGAGGAUGGCUACCUUCACUUCAACAACUGGCUGAAGGAAACAGAGACGUACCUGAGGUCCGAACUUGACUUUAAAACCACAUUGGAGGAGAAAAAACAACACUGGGAACAGUACCAGGGUUUUAGUGAGGAGAUCCAGUACAAGCAGGCUGAGCUAGACCAUGUUAACGAGAAAGCCCAGUCCCUGCUGCAGACCAAUGCUGAUGCUAAAACCUCCCACGCCAUUACCCAGCUGACCACCCGAUACCAGGGCGUGAUAGCCCUCUCCAAAGACAUUGUAAAGAACCUGGCUACCUAUUACAACAACCAUCUCCACUACCAUGAUGGUCACACAGCAUUCUGUAACUGGCUAGCCGAGACAAAACUCGGUCUACAGACAGCUCACAGGACUGCUGGCUCUAAGGAAGAUCUGGGAUCUAAGCUGGAUACUAUGGCUGCAAUGCAAGCUGCCAUGGAUCAAGGUCACGACCAUCUGAGGCAGGUUCUAGAAUGUUCUGAGCGAACAUUACCUAGCACCAACACCCGAGGUUGCCAAGUGAUACGCCACGAGUGCGAGAAUGCCAAGUCUGAAUAUGAGAACCUCCUAACAGACAUGUCCCAGGCUAAGAGAGGCCUGGAGUCUGCCCUUACCCAGUGGGGAGACUUUGAUAGAUCGUAUGAGCAGUUCCACAUCUGGCUUACGGCCAUGGAAGCAAAGAUUAAUUCCGAACCUGGCAUCAAGGCAGACCUACCUGAGAAGAGGUCAAGCUUAGAAAAAUACAAGGCAUUACAAGCAGACUGCCUAGCUCACAGAGAACUGUUAGAGAGACUUGAAGAAAAAGCCGCAAAUGUUAAUGAUGCCCACCCUCAGUCCCGAGUGCUUGACUUACGCUCCCGUUACUCCGCUGUCUCCACAGCAAUGAAGGAACUCAUGUCCCGUUUAGAGGGGCAGGUUGCAAGUCAUGAAGAGUACCGGAAGACAUACAUCGGCUGUCUAGACUGGAUGGCUAAUACCAGACACAGACUACAGAGACUCAGUGACUUCUCUGGAGAUAGGAGAACACUUCAGGAUAGGCUACAACAGCUUAAGGAUUUCAAGGGUGAGAUGCGUCAAGGCCAGGAUAUGGUCAACAAUGCCACCCAGCUGGGCGAGCGUGUCUGUAUGACAACUGCACCACGAGGCCAGGAUGCUAUACACAAGGAGCUACAGACACUCAAGGAUGACUGGGCAGCAUUCUCUGGUGCCGUCAAUGAGGUGGAAUCCAACCUUGAGGUGUGUAUCGGCAACUGGGUGGAGCUGGAUGAUACUCUGUCUGGCUUCACUCACUGGAUGGAAAAGAUGGAGCGCAAGCUGAAGGCUCUCAGUGAUAGCAAGUCAGACAGCUCCCGUAAGGAAUAUCUGUUCAGAGAGGCUGAAGAACUGCUUGCAGAAGUUGUAAACAGGAAGUCCGCUCUGGAGCUUGUCCGAGAGAAGGGUGAGGCUGUCGCCCAGAGAUCGACUGACCCGAGAUUGUCCAACAACAUGAUGCAGCUGGCCACCAGAUACCAGGCUCUCACAUCUGCUGCCAAGAACCUUGUAUCCCAGCUGAGUGAGAAUGCUCGAGACCAAGGGGAGUACAAUGCUGCGUUUGAUGCUGCAACCAAGUGGCUCUCGCUGAUGGCCGACCAGGUACAGGAUUGUAACGAUACUGCUGGCGACUGGCACACACUCGAGGAUAGAAUGGAUGCUAUUAAGAACAUCACAGCAAACAUGGAUGAAGGCCUACAAAAGGUGAACCGCGUAUGUGACUUGGCAGAGAGGAUCCUGCCAAACACAUCGUCUGAGGGCAAGCGCCUGAUAGAACAGCAGGUCACAGAACUGACCAACGAGUGGGAGAAACUCAACAUGUCCAUUACAGACUGUAACGCCAUGCUUGAGGGCGUGCAGGAGCGCUGGAAUGACUAUGAGGAGUACUAUGGCAGCCUCGUCAAGUGGCUGGCUGACACAGAAAACACUCUCGGCAUGGACCCGGAACCCAAGCCAUCCCUCGUCGAGAAGAAAACACAGCUAGACAAAUACAAGCUACUGAACAGUGACAUAGAGAACCACCAACGGAUGGUAAAUGAGCUCGCAGAGAGGGUGGCCAACCUGGAGGCUCUCAGCGCAAACCCUGACGUGACUGAGUCCCUGCAGGAUGUGCAGAACCGAUACGACCGUGUACGCGCACGUGGAAGGGAGUUGGUGAACAAACUAGACCGCUCAUACCAAGAGCAUCUUGGUUUCCAUGAGGCGCAGCAGGAGAGCGAGAAGUGGCUGCUACAGACCUCGUUCAGGCUUAUGAACCAUAACUCACUCAACUGCUCCACCAUGGAGCUCACCCAGAGACAGAUUGACAAACACAGGAUGUUGCUGAGUGAGAUCGAGGAAUAUCGCCUUGUACUAGACCGAGUUAACCUAAAGGGACGUCGUUUAAUCGACAACAACACAAGAACACCCCGCCUUGCAGAGCAACUGCAGGCUCAACUACAAAACCUGGAAGAGAGCUAUAUAAACCUACAGGCCACAGCGGAACAAAUUAGAGAUCGGCUGAACGACGUGUUGAAGCGAUGGCAGGAGUACCGCAGCCAUCUCGAGUCGACGGACCAUUUCCUGCGUGAUGAGUUCCCACACUGGCUCCAGGAUACUGAUGCUGAUGUCCCUGACAGCAAGAAUGAUGCACAGCGUAAGAUGGAAGGAGUCAAGGGUAUGAUGGAGCGGCUGGUGACCAUGGGCCAGGAGAUUGACAAUGCAGCCAGUCGCUGUCAGAACCUGGGCAGUGUGGAAAACCUCGACCAAUCAGAACUUCCAGAGAACACGCCUAUCUUCAAACUGUCGACUCAGGUCAACGCCUCACUACAACAGGCAUCUGGACAGGUGGAGAAGCGCCUUGCCGACCUGCGUGACAACAUGCAGCAGUGGGACUCUGUGGACAGAAUGCGUGUUGACCUGCGCGCCUGGCUCCAUGAUAUGCAGGAGGAGGUUGAUGAUUUGGAGAAACAGCCGUCCAAACUGCACGCUGAGGCAUGCGAAGUGGACAUCGGCAAACUACAAAGCAUCCGUGAGGAGGUGCAAGCCAGGGGUCCAGCUGUUGAGGGGCUGCUUGCUCGCUAUAGGGAGCUCACUCAGCACAAUCCUAACCUCCAGGACCCGAUUGUGAAGGCAGUGAAAGACGACUGGGAAGAAUUGUUGGGGCAGAUUGAGAAUCUUAUUGAUGAUCGGGAGCACGCCCUGCAGGCCGCACGUGACCUUCAGGCCCGUGAAAAUGAUAUGGACGAUGACCUCGAAAACUACAUAAAUGAGUUGGAGAAGAUCGAAUCAUCGAACGUUGGCACGGUUGACAAGGCUGCUAUGUUGAAGAACCUACAUGAUGACCUUGACAGUGUGGAACCCAAGAUGGAGGCCGUGCGUGUCCAGGCCAGCGAGGUCAGUCGCCGUGUCAACCCCCUCGACAGGGAACUUGUUGAGGAACAGCUCAAAAACUACAGAUCUUUUGGGAAAAAAGUAAAGUUCAAGUCAUCGAGAAAACGAGAGAAGAAGCUUGCAGAAGUUCGAGCCCGAAGUGAGCGACUUCAGAAAGGCUUCGAAGUCCUUGAACUUGACCUUGAAGAGAUCCACGGGAAAGUUGACCAGUAUCUGACCUGGCUGUGCAAGAAAGAGGAGCAGGUUCUCCUUAUCUUGCCCGCGGGCUACGAGGCCAAGCCCGCACUUGAAAACAUGCAUCAUAUCAAUGCGUUGUGUGCAGAGCUUGAAAACCGUCAGUUCACUCUUGAUACGGUCAAUAAGAAGGUGGAAACUGUCCUUCCCGAUCUCACACCCAAGGACCGAGAGGAGAUGGAAAACUCUGUCAAGAAACUAACGCUGGAACACGCCCGAGUGUACGAUGUUGCUGUGGAGAGGAGGAACGUUCUCUCCAAGGCAUUGAACGAUCGGGAGGUGUUCCAAACAGGUCUGGAGAGGGUCAACACGUGGAUCAGGGAGCGUGAAAACAAGCUUGCCCAGCUGGAGAAGCCCAGGCUUGCAUCUGCUGAUAUGGAGAAACAGAAUGAGAAAGCAAAGUCUUUGGAAAGAGUUUUAGGCAUGAAGAGCCUGCAGUUAGAAAUCGAGAAAUAUGAGCCGCAUAUUGACCAGGUGGAAUCAAGGGUCCAUGGUUUGCAGCCUGAAUGUAGCGAAGAACAGAACCAGGCACUCAACACUAUCGUCACAGAUUUACGUGAGAAGUACCUAGCCUUGAAGGAUCAUGGGAAGAAUGUGAAGGAUCAACUGGAGACGGGACUCGCGGCACGAAGAAUUAAUGAGGCAGACCUGCAGAAACUUGAACGCUGGUGCGUGGAAGCGGAAGUAAAGUGUAGCACAGAGCCCACCCUUGACUGCGCCACAGAACUGCUGGAGGAGCAAUAUAAUCAGUAUAAGGUUUUGGAUACGAGUGCGGAGAUGUUUGGUUCCCUGCUCAAUGAAAUAGAAGACCGGGCAAUAGCUUUCAGGCCGGGACUCAGCAAAGCUGAUGCCAGCACCCUGCAGCACACAACACAGGCUGCUUCGGAGAAAUUCAACAGGUUACGCAAGUUGAUCAAGAUUCGUGUGAAGGCAAUAGAUGAUGCCCUGCAGACACGCGAUGAGGUCGGGGACAGUAUCGAGGAGGCAAAAACCUUCCUGGACAAGGUACAUGCAGACCUAAAGGGCGUACCCAGGACCAUUGGACCAACUGCGGGUGACGCGGAGGAUAUACUCCGACAAUAUGAGGCUGUUGGAGAGAGUAUGGCCAACUUUCAACCUGCGAUCGCUCAGUUGAACCAGGCUGUGGAGAGGUUACGUCACCUGGGCCAGCUUAGUGAGGCAGAUGAGAUUCUCCGUAUCUCUGCACAGUACCAGAUGCUCUCUGACCAGAUCCGACAGCAGACUCACAAGUGUCAGCAGUCGGUGUCAGCCCGCCAGCAGCUGGAGGAUGAGAUGCGGGAUGUGGACAGUCUGGUCAAGGAAUGUGAAGAUAAAGCAGACUCUGUCAUCGGCCUCCAAGUUCCCGUCACUGAGAAGAUCGAGAAGCUCAAGGCUGUAUCAACAAGGCUUCAGUCAGCCAGCCCCGCCCUGUUCUCUCUUGGAGAUCGGGCCCAGAGGAUAGGCCUUGAGGGAACUGGCCCAGAUGCACAGGCUGUUAGCCUUAUGGUGGAUGACAUUAAGGCUCGUGUCGAUAACCUGAAGAAAAUUGCAGACAGGAAAGCCAAGCAGUGCGAAUCCAUACAGAGAAACAGGGAGGACUUUGAGAGUUUUGUGGAUGAGACAAUGAAUUGGCUGGAUGCCAAGGAGGAUGUGCUGGCCUCAUGUGCCGCCCUUGACCUUGACCCACAGAAGGUCAAAUCCAUGCUGCAGAAACACCAGGCACUGGCCCGAGAUGCCUUGGACAAGCUGGACACUAUGAAGCUGAAGGCGGAGGUGGAGCAGACACACUACGCCAGCAUUGAAGAGCCCAUCCCCGACCAGCUCACAGAGAAACUACAGCAGAUACACACACUUGAAGACAGCAUCAAGGGUGCGGUUGCUAAGAAGGAGCAAUACCUGACGGAGGCUGCAGCAGACCGCAUGCAGCUGGAGCUGUCCAUGAGGCAGAUAAGCGACUGGCUGAAUGGGGCUGAGGAGCUCCUGGACUCUGGAUACGAUGGCCUUGAUUAUGACACACUCAACGAUACCAUCAGUGAACACAAGGACUACUUUUCUGAGGCAAGUAUGUGCCAGGAUGAGAUGGAGCAGGUGAUGGAGCUAUCUGAGCGUCUGCUGCCGACCCUGGACAUGAAUGACACAACAACAUUGAGACAGUCCCUCAAGAAUACUGAGCAGAAACUGGCCAACGUGAUGGCUUCAUCCAACAGGCAACAGGCAGAGAUGGAGAAAAAGAUGCAGGACUGGAAUGAAUACCAGGAGCUGGUAAUGUCGUUGACCUCUGACCUUCACUUACUGGAGGAUGAUUGGGAGGCCCUGGAGGCUGUUCCAUUACACUCCCCAUCUGAUAUUAACGUCCAUCUCGAACAGACAAAGCAAUUCAUAGAGAAGGCAGAGAGCCUGCGUCCCACAAUCAACGAGGUGAAUGAACGUUCAAAUGAUCUUGACAAAGGGGCCUCAGAAAAGAGCAGGCACUUCAUCCAGGGCCUCCUUGCAGAGACGAACCAACGCUGGCAGAACCUUGUAUCCAAGACAGAGAACAAACAGAUGGCUCUGCAGGAUCUGGAGGUUCACUAUGAGGACUUUAGCACAUUGUUGUCCAGUGUUGACCAGAUACUGGACGAGGGGGAGGUCAAGAUGCCACGCCAACUGGACCUUGACACGGCCUCCUCACAGGACCUAGUGGAGCAGCAUGAACAUGCUCAGGAGCUUCAGGAGUUGCUUGAAGUAGCAGAGCCUAAAAUCACAGCUCUGAAGAAGUGUGCCCACCAGCUACAGAAGAACCUGCCCACUGCAGAGGCUAAGGUCCAGGCACAGGAUCUUGUUAUGGCCAUGCUGGAGAAAUAUGAAAGAUUGGGUGUAGGUGUAAAGGAGCAGGAGCAGGCCUUACAAGAGGAGCUAGAGGAUCGCGAGGGCUUCACCACAGAGGCCAAACAUACACUAGACUGGCUUGCCGACACACAUACACUGCUUGCAAACAUGACUUCAGAAGGAGGGGACUUACAGUCAGGAGAAAACAUACAGAAACUUAAGUUGGCAGAACAAGAGAUCUCAAUCCGCAUGGAACAGAUGCGUCACAUGGCACAGCUUCAUGAGACCAAGUUCAAGGCCGCAGGACGAGGUAUCCCACGUGAAUUACAGCAGCAGUAUGAACAACUGGUAACCCUUGAACAGGAAGUGAGUGUUGCCAUGGCAACCAAGGAAGAGGAACUGCUCCACCUGCAGGAGGACAGGGAGGAUUAUUCCAACACGCUAAAUAUAGUAACAACAUGGCUCACACAGGCUCUCAACCAAUUGGAGGAGAAGGUGGUGGACAUCCCGGAUGCUGUAAAUAGUCAUGAGGAGCUUGUGUCCGAGUUUGAACCAUUCAAACAGAAGUUAAACCAUCUCCGAACAAAAGGCAGCGAUCUAAUCAAGCACACCCCUGAUGCAACAGAGAAACACUUGAUUCAGAAAGCCCUAGCUGACACUAAUCGAUUGUGGUCAACCGUCCAGACGCGGGCCGGAGAGAAGACCAGGCAGUUACGUGAGGCAGAUCAUCUCAGUCGGGAGUUUGAAGAGACAUGCGCCUCGCUGGAGGCAUGGGUCGGUGAUGCAGAACAUCAGUUGGACUCCAAGUGCCCUGUGCUCAAUUUUGACAAGGUCCGGGAGCAACUCAGGCACGGAAAGACACUAGUGAAGUCUUGUGAGUCCCAGCAACGGAGAUUAACACACCUGAAUGCGCUCGUGAAACAAAUGGACACACUGUGUGAGACUGUUCCGCAGAUGGAGAAACUGGCCAAUCUCAGUCACCGCACAUACGAAGUCCGUUCCAAGGCUGGGGACCAGGUGAAUGACAUGGAAGAGGUUGAAGAGCAGAUUCGCGAGUUUGAGGUUGAGCUGGCAGAGAUCAAGCACUGGAUGGACAAAACCCGGGCCCAUCUCACACUCCGGGACGACAACCUUACACUAAAGGACCAGCUUCAUAUGCAGGAGAACCUGAUAGCUGACAUAGAGAGCCACCAGGGGAAGGCACUGUACGUGCUAGACAAGCAUGCACAGCUGCACGCGGCUGUGGGCGAGGAAUCCCGCCUCCACAACACCAACCUUGCUGCGGAAAUCAAUGCUCUACUGGACCAGGCGCACGCAGAUAGGGCAGAACUACGUGAGUCUGUCGCCCAGCAGACACAGUAUGAGGCAGAGUUACAGUCCUUGUCUUCCUCAAUGAAUGAGGCGAAUGCCAAGAUGAUUGGGUCGCCUAUACGGGCUAGCAGCGUUGACGACCUCAAGGCGCAGAUCACCGAUAGAAAUGUUCUUGCUCAGCAGAUAAAAGCAUGCCAGUCUAAAAUAAAUAACCUUUGCGAGAAAAGCCAUAAUCUAGCUGAGCGCAGUGCCGACCUCGGACCCCUCUGUGCCAGGAAGCUAUUUCAUACAGGGGAAAAGGAGACCAGGGUUAUAGACCUUGUGAACACUUUGAAUGCUCCUCUAGAGCCCUAUGUUCCACCAUUGACCUCUCCCAAGACCCCUUGCAGUCCAAGCCAUGCGAUAAAGGCCCACUAUGAGAACCCACUGAAGUUGUUCAAGGAUCUAGACAUGCAGCAUCAUGAAACUGAUAUUGAUCUUGAACCGAUUGACACAGACAAUGUUGACAACUUGUAUGACCAAUUGAUUAACAACAGUGGUAUCUCCAGGAAGAGUGACACCUCCUUUGGUUCUCUGCCUUCCAUCAGUCCAAGAAAACUGCCAUCUCAUUCCCCAGAGAAAGUGGAUGUGUCUGUCAAGGCAAAGAUGCUGUCAUCACCUUCUGUUUGCAAGACCAGCCCAGAAAUGAAGCACAAAUCCAGGUCAACACCAAAUGUGUCUAGGACCAUUCCUUCAGGAAAGUUCUCUAGACAUGAUCCUGAGGCGUAUACAAAGAUGCAGAAUGGGGAUGCUGGUCAGAUGGAAAAUGACAGCGGUGUCAACUUCUCAACGCCAACCUCUGGGCUCAGUCUGUGUGAAGUAAGAAGGCCAGUCUCCGAAAUGUCCUUACCUGUUAGUGAAACAAUUGACCUCUCUAUUGAUAUACCAAAGACUUACUCCUUACCUCCAAAGAGAACACAAAGCGAAGACAGAAGUAAGACGGAACAACCUAGAACUAAGUCAUUGAGAUCAUCAGGUGAUAAAGAUUCCUUGAACAGUUUUGAUGUAAUGAGUGUGAGGUCAGGCAGCACAGAUGAACCAAUGUCUAGUGUAACAAGGUCACAUGACUUUGACAGAGAGGAUACAGCCUCACUUUCAUCUCAGCCAAUCACAGCGAGUGAAUCCUCAUCUGUGUCAAAACAUAUUUACUCACCAAUGAAACGUGAUAGUACAGAUUCGCAGGAAUUACCCAAAGAUGUUCUAGACCUAAAAAGUCGAAAGGAAGAGGCACUCUCACCAUACAAACCAAAAUCAAAAUAUCUUGCUUCAAAGUUAGGAGACCAAAACCAACAUGUGGAUAAUGUUGAAAAGGAUUACUUUGACACAUUAGCAAAUGACUUUAACUCACCAUCAAACACUGAGCAGGAAAAACCAACAGCAGACAAAGAUAAACCUUGGAAGUUAAAAAACAGCACAGCUCCAUCCAGAGGUCCAUUGAAAGCAGACCACUCAUUUGGAACUGCCACAGAAUCAAGCUUUCCAGACAAGGAGCACAUGAAAACUCCCGAGGGGGAAAGUCGAAGGUCAUAUAUGCCAAGGACACCAUCCCCUCUGACGCUUCCACCCAUGUCAAACUCACACCAUGACCUCUCCCAUGGAGACAGGUCAAGGUCAUCUGAAGCAACAGAUCCGAGGUCAACUACUUCUGAAAGACUUAGAGGUCAUAGGUCAUUGUCACCAAAGCAUGUAACCAUAGAUUCAAAUGAAAGAAGACCAGGCCACAGUCAGGAAACUCAAGGAGCGAUGUCAAAGUCCAUGAAUGCUGCACAGAUGAGGUCUAUGGGUCCACGCUCUAACAAAGAUAAGCUUGCCAUGCCUAACAAGGGGACAUGGGAUCCGGAUUUGUCACGGAGUGUUCCCAGCUUGCUAGAUCCGCACCUACAAGGUCUUCACGACCGCAGCACUUCAUUUGGCUCAAGGUCACGGUUUGGAGGGUCAGGGUCAUUGCUUGGGUCACGAGCAGGGUCACGGAGUUCAAAGUUUGAUGACCUCAGCUCUUCAUGGCAAAACUUACAGAAACAGCUCGGCACAAAGGAGCGUGAGCUUCAGGUGGCACUGCAGCGCCAGGAGCGAUACCAGUCCACUGUGCAGGAUGUGACCGCCAGGAUGGAACGUGUGCAACAGAAACUGUCUGGCCUUGGAGCUUCCCCAUUUAAAAACCUGGAGCAACAGAUCACUGACCAAAAGGAUGCUGAGCAGGAGUUGGAGGCUCUACGCGAGGAUGUUGCCCGCGUAAAGGAGCGAGGCCGUCAAAUUAUGGAGUCUGCUGACCCCGAGGGUUACCAGGCGAUGAACGCCACCCUCGCCAUGCUCACAGACAAGAUAGAUAACCUGCAAGCUAUGGCAGACGACAAGGCUAAGAUACUACAGAAUGCGUUGAAGGGCAAGGAGCGGCAGAAGGUGGCAUUGGGGGCAUAUAAGAAGCAUGUUAAAGAGCUCGAGGAUUGGCUGGAGGAGAUGAAAGUGCGGCAGGCAGCCACGCCCCUCGCUACUGACAGUGUGGGCGCCCUUCAGUUGCAGUUACAGGAAAACAAGGACUUGCAAAAUGAGUUGAAUCGCCGACUACAGCAUGUAGCAGACCUAGCAUUACAGUGUGACAACUUGUGUGAACUAGAGACACCUGAUUCUGCUGACAAACUCCGUACCCAGCUGGCAACCCUCCAACAAAACAUGGGCAAUCUGAAACUGGGCACAAUCGAGAAACAAGCACCGCUACGCCAUGCUAUAAAAGAAAGCGAGAAGCGGACCCGGGAGAUGGAUGAUUAUGAGAAGAAUGUGAAGAGUCUCCAACAGUGGAUUAGUGACACAAAGAACAUGGCCCAGAGCUCUGGUGGUUCCGAGGAGACACUUGUGAUCUCCAUGACGCCUCGGGAGAAACAGGAAUUGCAGAAGCAACUCCAGUCUGACAUAUCCCAACAUCGUAGUCUGUUACACCAGUUGAGCACUGAGAUGAGUACACGUGAGGGUCCCCGAUCAUCAAGGGAGACCACCCUGCACCCCGUGUUCACUCCCCUGAGAGAGGAGGACAUACAGCCACGCUGGGAGACACUGGCACGAGAACUCGAGCUGAAGAAAGAAAACCUGGAUGAUCUCAUUAAGAAAUCCAGUGAUUUAAUUGGCCCUGCCAGGUACGGAAGACGAAGCCUGGUACCCGCAGAGAAGUCUCCACUUCUCACUGACGUGAGGCGCCACCUAGCUGCACUCAACGACCUCUGGAAACAACUUCAGGUCCAGGUUGAUGACAAACAGUUACGGCUGGACAAGGCACUUGAGUUUCAACAGCAGUACCAGGACGCACUGACGAAUGUGUCACGGUGGUUGGACGUCGCAGAGCAGAAACUGUUUGCCCCCGACUCCACAAUGAACUCCGAGGAGAAGGUCAAGGAGAAUGAGGACCUACAACGUGAGAUCCGGUCCCUGCAGGGUGAGAUUGCAUCAAUGGGUCGUGCGGCACAGGAGCUUCUGGCUGUCACGAGUGCAGACUCUCACGGGCUCAUCAGAGAGUCCCUCGACAACCUUCAUCAGCGCGUUCACGGCCUCGAGGCCCAGGCACGGGACCAAGGGGAUAAACUACGGACUGUGGAUAGGAACUACAAGUCUUACAAGGAGGAGGUCCAGACGUUGGAGGGUAAGAUGUUAGAGACCAGGGACCUUAUGGCUCAUCCCAGCCAUUCCGCCACGCUCAGACAGCAAGUGGACAACAUGCAGGAUGCUAUAGCGUUCGAACAGAAAAUUGAGAGCCAGCUGAAGAAAUGUGAGUCCCAGCUGGAGGGGGUGAGGAAACGUCAGUCAGAGUUAUCUGCCAUGGACCCAGAAAUUCUCUCCCCUUACGAGCUUGAGUCACUCCAGUCCAACUUUAUGGACUUACAGAGAAAGGUGAUGGACAAGAAGGCAACACUACAGGAGUCUGUGUCUGUCCAGGAGCAGUAUGAGAAACUCCUUGCCGACUAUGCCGACUUCCUUGACACUGCUGAUGACAAGCUCAAGACAGAUCAGAUCUCGGCACGAGACCUUGACCACCUUAAGGAGCAGCUGGCAACUCACAAGGACUUCUUCUGUGACCUUGAGGUGCACCGCGCCAUGCUGGACUCUCUGGUUGCCCAGUGUGACAAGGCCACAAAGCAGAAGCACCUGCCCCAGCACACGAGGCUCAGUAACCUGACAUACGUGCUCCAGGACAAGGCCAGCCUGCACGGGCAAAGGCUUGACCGUCUUGUGCGACAGUGGGGUGAGUUAGAUGAACGUUUUAAUCAACUCCAACGAUUUCUUGCGGAGAUGGAGGGACAAAUUCCAAAACCAAUUGCCAAUGAGGAUACUGUGCAGACUAUACAGAAUAAGAUAACUACCUACCAGAGGCUGCAGCGGGAAUUGACAGAAGAGAAGCCAAUUGUGUUUGAGGUUGUCGAUAAGGGUAAACAACUCCUGCACAGCAUCAACUGCCCUGGCCUCGAGAUGUUGGUCACUGAUAUGGCAGAAAAAUGGGUGGACCUCAACACAGAACUGUCACAUGAACUUAAGAGGUCCCAGUCGCUAGGCGACCAGUUGCAAGUGUUUGAGGCAGAGGCAGCUAUCUUGAAAUCCUGGCUGUCAGCAGCAAGGUCCAAACUGAACAGCAUUAAACAACUCUCUUCCUCCGACAUGAAGAGUAUUGCAGUUGUCAGGGGAAAGAUUGACAAAAUAUUGGAAUUCCGUAAGGAUGUUGAAAAUCAGCUGCCAUUAAAAGAAAAGGUACACUCCAUUGGUAACCAACUGCUAGGUAGCCAAGUUUACCAAACAGCCGACCUUCAGGACAGACUCCGUUACCUCGAACAUGAGUGGGGUCACCUAGAACAUGACAUCAAUAAGUCAGAGGAGUACAUGCAUCAGGCGCAGAUGGACCUGAUGCCGUCCCGACAAGCCCUCGGCGAGCUCAAUGCCUGGCUGACCGAGAUCGAGGAGACGCUUGCAGAGGAGAGAAACAAGCCUCUAAAGAACCUGGCUGAUAUGGAGGUGCUGCUGAAGAAAUACAAGUCCUACAAGAUUGACCUCUCAAGCAAACAGCUAACAGUUGACUUUGUGAACCAAGAUGUUCUCCAACCAAAGGACGAACAGGACGGUCCUCCGCCUGCAGAAAGGAACGAGUUCUCUGAACGUCUUGGGGUGCUUAACAACCGUUGGCAAGAAGUGAGCAAGCAUGUUUCUGAUAGGCUGAAGUCUCUGGAGGCAAUACACAACAAGUGGGAGGAGUUUGAGAAAUCUGUGUCCCGAUUGGUUGACUGGUUCCAUGAGCAGGAGGAUAAACUAAAGAAGUACAGACUGGUUGGACAUGAAGUCAGUGUGAGACAGACGCUCAAGGACAUCAAGGCUCUCCAGAACACAUUACGUCUGAAGGAGGGUGACAUGGGUGGUGUACGGGAGCUAGGUGACCUGCUUAUCCGUCUGAGCGAAGACUCACCCCAGGUUCGUGCCUGUAUACAAACAAACAUGACCAGCCUGGAACAAGAGAAGAGGAAACUGGACUCCAAUGUCCUACAGGUCCAUAAGUUGCUAGAAGACAUCCUAGCCCAGUGGGACAGCCACCACAGUGAGCUCCAGGCGCUAUCACAGGUACUCUCGGAGACUGAGUACUGUCUACAAAGGUACUCACUCGUCGGGGGAGACAUUGCCACUCUCAAAAUACAAGUGGAAAAGCUGCAGACACUGAAGGGUGAGAUGGAGCGCAGUUCUCCAAGGUAUGGCAAGUACAUGAAGCUUGCAACUAGACUGUCCCAGGUGUGCGAACCAACCACACGACAGGAAAUCAAGAAGACCCAGUCAGACAUCCAACAGCGAUGGCAGUAUGCCUCUGCCGAGCUUCAGUCACGGGCAGAGAACUUCCGUGAGUGUCUCUCUCUCUGGAACAAGUAUGAGGAGGAAUAUAAUGGGGCGAAAACUUGGCUCGAUGCCAAAGAGAAACUGUGUGAGGAGUUGCUGUAUGGAAAAGAGCCUCGUACAAGACGGGAUGCCAAUCUCAAAAACUGCCAGGCUCUACAGAGGGACUUGGACCAGUUUCAGUCACAGCUGGCUGACCUGUACCAAGUAGGGGAAGCUGUAACAAAGAACAUGGACCCGACCUCCAUAGUGUCAAUCACAUCCAAACUCUCUGGCCUCGAACACAGACUGCUUACACUCAGACAGAAGCUUGGCAAGCAUGUCCAGAGUCUCCAGGGGGAUCUCUCCCAGCAGCGAAGGUUCCAGGAGGCAUUUGAGAAUGUGCAGGCCUUUGUGUCGCAGGCUCAGAGGAUUCUGGGAAUGGAGGACCCUAAUCGCUCAGCAGAUUCAAAAGCUCUUAGUGACAGGCUUGAUCAUUUGAAGGAGCUUUGUUCUCAGUUUAAUGACAAUUUAGCUCAUCUGGAUGCACUUAAUGACAUAGGGUACAGACUCGCACUCAAUGAGACGUCUUCUGCUGACCUUCAAGAUCUGAACCACAAGUGGCAUGACCUGUUCUCAGAAACGAAGGAGCGGUGUAAGAGCCUUCAGGGCAUGUUGCUUGUGCAGCAGGACUUCACGUCCAAGUGUGACACAUGGAUGACCUUCCUGGCCCAGACAGAGGCUGACCUCUCUACAGAGAUAGCUGGCAACCUCAUUGACCUGCUUGCCCAGCAGAAGAAAUGUGAGAAGUUUGAAUCUGAGAUGUACAGCAGACAGCAGAUCCUACAUGCCAUCAUCAGUGAUGGACAAACGAUGAUGAAUGAGGGGGAUGUAGAGAACAAGGACCAGUUUCAGCAAAAGCUCAUUCUAUUGGCCGACCAGUGGCAGAGUGUGUUGAGGAGAGCCAAUCAGAGGAAGGCUAUCAUAGACUCAACCAUCAAGCAAUGGCAGAGCUUCAAUGAGCAGUCAGAGAAGUUGAGAGAGUGGCUGCAGGAGAAGGAGGAGGCUCUACAGGUGUUCACGUUUGACACUGCAUCACUCCAGAAUAUUAAAAAUCUAGUCGAGAAAGCAAAGAGCAUGCAGUCUGAGUUCAAACUUCAAGAGGACACAUUCAAGGCUAUGACAAGCCAAGGGAAGCAACUGGAGCAUCGUGCUGACUCUAAGGCUGCAGAGGAGGUUCGUGUCUCCAUGGCGCAGGUAACACAGCACUGGCACCAGACUUUUGUCCGACUAGACGGGGAGCGGGAGAAGCUGGAGGGCGUGUUGAGACAGUGGCGGGAAUGCGAGGACGAUAUUGAGGAGAUCCUCACAUGGCUCAAGGACACCAGAAAGUCCCUAGCAGGAAACCUACCCCAUGCCUAUGAGGAUCUGCAGGCUGACAUGCACAAAUGCAAGGAUAUUGAAUCAGCCUUUACAAACGCAGAACCAAAACGCCAGUCUCUUCUUGCCAAUGAGAAAGCUCUGUCCAAAACCAUUGAACCAGAGGACCUGAACGUCCUUCACCAGCGAAUACGCCUGCUUAACAAGCAAUGGGACGAGCUACGCAGCCAGGCAAGCAUCCGUGCCCAGCGUAUCGAUGACACAAUGUUCAGAUGGUCGAACUUCAGCAUGCGGUUCAAGGACUUGUGUGACUGGAUGGACAAGAUGGAAGUGAAGGUCAUCUCCAGCAAGGACUUCCAUAUUGAAGACCUGCUCAAUCGCAUGGAAAAGGACUUCAAGAAUGAGUUAACAGACAAGGAGAAGACAAAGACAGAGCUGGUGAAGCAAGGUCAGUCCCUGAUGAAGAUCAGCAACGAGGUACGAGCCUCCGACAUCGAGCAGAAGAUACAGAGACUAGAAGACAAGUGGGAACACCUUAAGGCUGUCAUCGCAUUCAGGCAAAGGAAGCUGCAGGAGACGUUACUGGCCGUCCAACAGCUGGACGUCAGCAUGUCCAACCUGCGUAAGUGGCUUGCUGGCAUCGAGGAUGAGUUGACUGCCCCUGUCAUUUAUGCCGAGUGUGAGCGCAAGGAAAUACAGCGCAAACUCCAGCACCAAAGUGAGUUGCAGCAUGACAUUGAACGGCACAGCCCGGGCGUGGGAUCUGUACUGAACCUGUGUGAGGUUCUACUGCAUGACUCAGAUGCCUGCCCCUCCGACAUCGAGUUUAAUGGCCUUCAGACUGCCAUGAAGAAUCUAGAAAGAAGGUGGCGUAACAUCUGUCAGCUGGCUCCAGAGAUGAGGGCAAGAAUUGAGGAGACUUGGCAGCUAUGGCAGACACUGAUGGAUGACUGCAGAGUGUUCUCUGAUUGGCUAAAAGUCAUGGAGGCUGAGAUCAGGGAGGUCACAGCCGACCAAUUAAAUGUCAGCACCUCCAGUGAAGAGUAUUCAAGAUGCGAGUCUGUUCAGCGUAAGGUCCAUGAGAACCUAAGCAAACUGGAAAACAUCAACCGUCAGUACCGGCGCCUGGCUCGGGAGGGCCGCACAGACACGGAUGGUACCCUUAAGACCAUGAUGCAGGAAGCCAAUGAUCGGUGGGACAAGCUGCAGGCACAAAUGUCUGCAAACCUUCGUGACCUCAAACAUUCAAACAGCAUUCGGGAAGACUUCAAACGUACCAAAGAUGCCUUACUUAGUUGGUUAACAGAAAUCGAUAUGCAAUUGACUAAUAUUGAACAUUUGUCUUCGAUGAAUACAAAAGCUAAAAUCAGGGAAAUGCAAAGAAUUCAGGAAGAAAUUGACUCUAGAGCAAGGAAGUUUGAUUUCCUAGAUGAAGCAGCAUUGUUUUUAAUACAAAAGGGAGACAGUACAGAUGCCAUUACUACGCAGGCGGAAAUUGACUCAUUCCGCACUUACCAUCGACAGGUGCUUGACAGGGUUGCCAUAGCGAAUGCAAAAUUGUCUGCAAUGCAGACUGAAGAGAGAAUGAGACUAGAUGAUGUAGAACUAGAUAGACUGGAGCGGGAGUUAUAUGCCCUUGCCCCUGACGAGCCCCUGUCCCUUGACUGGGACAUGAAAGAGAUAGAGGCAUACUUAGAAUCAUCCCCACCAGAGAGUCCUCCAGAGAAACGUCGCGCCUUGCUAAAGAAACUACGGGAACGCUCAAGGUCAAGGUCACAGUCACCGCAGAAACUGCCAUCAGUCAAGACAGCACGCCAGUCACCCAUUCUGGGCUCCCCCAGGAGAUUUGAGCGUAGGUCUGAGGCACCCGUUACCUCAACUCCACGUGGCGCUCCAAGGCCCAGCUCUCCCACAAGGUCAAGGUCACCCACAAGGUCAUUAAGGGCAAAGUCACCCAGGCGUGUGGCUAGAGAUUAUGUGGAUGCUAGAGAGCCAUCACCAUCGAGACAGGAGCGUUUCAACGAGAUGAAGAGUGAGUUACGUGAGCGAGGCUCAAAGGAGGCCCAGGUGGAACAGAUCCUUGAGAAGCUUGCAGAUGCCCUUGAAGAUGCCACAGAGAAGCUUGAUGCUGCUGAACAUGCCCUGCAUAACCUGAAGACAGGCCCGGGGGUUGAGAGGAAAUCUGCAGCUUAUGUUCGUGUGCUGAAUGAAGCAGAGAAGAGUGUGGAGGAUGUUCGGAGAAUACAGCGCCUCCUGAAGGCCGAGACCGGGCUACAGAACAUUGCCAGUGCUGACAACCAAGUCAGAGGUGUGGUAUCAAGGUGGGAAAUGGUUCAGGCUGGUGCCAUACAGAAGGACUACCGCCUGUCCCAGCAGCGUAAAGACUGGACCCAGUUCCACACAGACCUUGACAACAUGGCCGCCUGGCUGGAUGAGGCUGAGGCUCUCCAACAUUCCCAUAAACCCCUGCCAGGGGAGAUCACCCGUCUAGACACAAUCAUCAGGCAACACAAGGAAUUAUUCAAAGAGGACUUCCUCCUACAACUAGAAGCCAAGAAGACUCGCGUAAUCUCUAUCAACCUGACAAGCCGGGAACUUGUCGACAUCACCUCCCCAGAGGGUCGUGACCUCCGAGAUCGCCUCAAGCUGAUGAACAAACGCUGGGAUUCAGUUUGUGCGCAUGCCACACGCCUGCAGACUGAGCUUCAGACGGCCUUGAUGCAGUGUGAGGAGUUCCAUCAUACAAUACACGACCUGCUGCUUUGGCUGGAGGGGAUUGAAACACGCAUACAGCAGUGUGAACCAAUCAACCUUGGCAACGAUGAGGCAGCACUCUGGACUCGCCUUAGAAAACUACAGGAUAUUAGGUUUGACCUUGAGAAGAACCAGCCUCGUGUGAUGUCACUGCGGGAUACGGCGGACCAGCUCCUUCUCAACUCUGAGUCUCCGGAGAUGUCUCAGGCCAAGGAUAAGAUGCACAUCAUUGCCAACCGCCUCAAGGCCCUGCAUCGUCUGUGUUCAUCAUACAUCACUAGUCUGGAACAACGACUUAAUACUAAGUCUAAUGUACGCAGUCCAGAUCGCAGCUUUGAUUUGACUGGUUCUCCCAUGUCAUCUGGUGCCAGCAGUCCCCGGGACGCGUUACGAACAUCCACCCCCACACGCCCUUUCAGGCCUCAUUUCCGUCCUAUCACUGCCAACACAUCAGCAUCUCGUUCUAGAACUAGGUCACCAUUCGCUCUCUCUAGACAGCUAUUUCAAGGAUUACGACGUAAUAUUUCUGGAAUUUUCCAGCCACUUAUAAUUGGUCCAGCAAUCGAGACGUCAGAAACCUUAACAAGACCUCAUGACCUUGACCUUAGGGAUGAUGAGAGUGAGGAUGAGGCUGUGGUUGCCGGGUGUUGCCGGGGAUUCCUGAGAAGAGUGCUCUGUUGGGCAAUACCUCUCCAGCUGCUCUUGUUACUUUUAUUAGCAAUAGUGUGUUUAGUGCCAAUCACUGAGGAUGACUAUAGUUGUACGCUAGCAAACAAUUUUAAACGUUCCCUGAAUCCAAUGUUGCAAUACACAGAUGGACCACCCCCUGUCUAACAUUUUCCUGGAUCAAUUUGAUAAUCUAUCAGUAUUUCUUCAUCAAUCAAACUAUUGCUGUAUUCUAUCUUGCAAAUAAUGUCUACAGCAUUCGAUAAAUGCUACCAUCUUGCUUGGACUAUUGCACAACUGAACAUGAUUAUAAAUAUCCCUCUGUGGGCUGCAACUGAAAAGAUGAUUGUUUGGAAAGCUCAAUCAUAGAGUGAUUAUAAGGGAAUGGUUGUUUUUAGUAUCAUUUACUAUCAUACCAAAUAUGAUAUAUAAAUGUAGAUAGGCUCAUAGAUGUAGAUCGAAUUUCAUUGCUGUUCAUGGAAACUGUUAAAGAAAUGUUGCUGAUUUUGUGGUUGUUUGAAUGUGUUAUGGGACCAUUCUUGGGUUAUUUGUUUCAAUAAGGGUGUGUAUUUAGUCAGUAUUUAAAGAUGCUUUUUUUGGUUUUUUAUUUCAACAGAAUGAUAUGCUAGAAGUAGUCAACUUUAUAAUGUACAAACUGUAAAUAUGUAACUGAUGUAUAUAUUUGUGUAUAUGGGUGUCUAAGAUGUGCCCCAAACCAGAGACCAUUAUUAUUUAAAACAUUGGCAUAACUUGCUUUUAAUUACUGCACCUUUGUAUAUUUUUAGUUCAAUUUUAUGUCCUACCCAUUUAAUGUUUUGUAUGUUUCCAUAGCAACAUAGUUGCUAAGGGCACUGCUGUUUGACUAGUUCAUUUCCAUGGCAACUGGUUUAAUCGACUGUGAUAUUGUUACCGAGACGUUGUCUCAUAGCUGUGAUUUAUUUAAUUGAUAUUUAAUUGUUGUUCUGUAUCUCUGGUGUAUCUUGUUAUGUUGUGAGAGUUUUCUCAGGUCUAGAUAUAAUGUGGAUACAUUUUAAUAUUCUUGCACAAUUUUUGCUUUAUAUUCAUAGUGAUAGGGCCAGUUACUUUGAAAUAUAAAGCAUUGUUGAUGUUCUUUCUUUAUCUCAAUGUUCAAAAGUCAGUAAACGUGUAAACAUGUAUAAAAUAUUUUAUACAAAUUUUGUUACAGAUAUAUUUUAUAAGAUUACUUUGUCAAUAAACAUUUUAUACAUUGCCUGCAAGCUUUUAAGAAUGUUAAUUCCAAUUUAAUUUUGUUAAAUUUAACAUAAGAUUUUAUGAUAUUAAUGACUUUGUUUAAACUAUUGCUUUUUUAGUUACCAUGUCUUGUAGGUGAAUGAAUGUUUUGAUAUGUUUGAGAUUAUGUUAUAAUAUUGUUUUAGAAUAGACUUUCUGCCAUUAGGAAUACAUUUUACUUCUAGAAAUGCUUAUUUUGAUACAUGUAAGUCAACAAUAAAGGAUAUUUAUAUA
This is a messenger RNA of Mya arenaria, 35557 nucleotides long. RefSeq names its product muscle-specific protein 300 kDa-like. Gene Ontology annotation, molecular function: actin filament binding. The transcript is spliced from 149 exons. The record is from RefSeq and is a predicted model, not a curated record. Lineage: Eukaryota; Metazoa; Mollusca; Bivalvia; Myida; Myidae. Bases 233 to 34240 code for a protein of 11335 amino acids. Gene Ontology annotation, cellular component: meiotic nuclear membrane microtubule tethering complex; cytoplasm; nuclear outer membrane. Gene Ontology annotation, biological process: nuclear migration.